Molecule: messenger RNA, 2572 nt
Organism: Dalotia coriaria
Lineage: Eukaryota; Metazoa; Arthropoda; Insecta; Coleoptera; Staphylinidae
Product: zinc finger transcription factor senseless-2
Exons: 5
Coding region: 224-1828 (534 amino acids)
Biological process (GO): regulation of transcription by RNA polymerase II
Molecular function (GO): DNA-binding transcription factor activity, RNA polymerase II-specific; RNA polymerase II cis-regulatory region sequence-specific DNA binding
Source: RefSeq, a predicted model, not a curated record
CUCGGAUACGACCGUCGGCAGUCCUCUCGUCCUGCAGGCCGCGUAUAGUUUCCAUCUGGACGCGUCUGCAGAAGCACAAACACCGCUCAUCCAAGAGGGUUGUCCAACAACAACUCCAAAAUUCAACACAACUUCACAAUCAAAGUGCGUCCGAAUAAAUGACUCACAAAAAAGUGUUUUAACUGAUAAACAUUGUGUUAAAUAAUUAUCUAGUUUAAUAACAAUGGCGAUGGAGUUGGGACACAAUUUAAUGCCGUUAGACUUUAGCAGUGGUGCGGUGCGUGAGUCGCGAAGUCCCAGCAAUGAUACGGAACCAUCGAGUCCGGCGGGAAGCAGCGCAUUCACCAUCGUCACACCGAACAGACAAGGAAUAGGUUUGGAUCAAAUUUCACCUCUGCAGUUCCCCGCAGUAGGUUUCGCCUCAUACUGCAGAAGUUUAUGGGGUUCACCAAUCCUACAAGCCGGACCCAGAUAUCUCUCACCUUUAACCCACCACCCAAACCGGGAAACCACCCCGGAACAAAACAAUGGAAUUAAAUUCGGUAUAAGUCGACUGGUCAAGUCCGAUGAUGAAGACGAUGUACAAACUAACAACAACAACGAUAUCAGUAAGAUCUACGUCUCCAAGGCCAGUGAAGACAUGACCAAUUCAGGAGAUGAAUUAGGACAGUCCCCAAAACGAUGGGAGCAUUUAAAUGUCUCCCCAAGACCAUCACCUAGUACCUCACCGGAACUGGAAGUGGAUUCACCACCUCCAUCACCCUCCCCACGUCCACCUUCCAUCACAGACAUCAGCCCACCUUCGAAACCCACUUCCCCACUGAAAAAAUCCGAAGCCUUUUCUGUGAGUGCAUUACUGCGACCUGACAAUCCAAAGAGCAAAGCAGCUGAUCAACUCUACCAGGAAACUAUAUCGGUGACCCGUUCGUACCUUUAUCCACCUUUCGCCGAGUUGAUCCGCGACGCACAAAUCAAAUCGCCGCAGGAGUACAACAACUUCCUGCCACGGAACUUUGUACAUCCGGGUUUACUCCCGCCGACAUUCUACCCGCCCAAGGACGGCGACGACCGAUUCCUGCCCACACCCACAUCGUUGUACUUCAGCGCGGUGGCGGCAGCGAUGGCCAGUGGUGGUAGUGGUGCAGGUUCCGGACAACAACCAACACAAUCGACGCCCUAUCCCACAUCGCCACAAUCCGAUGAAUUAUUCCGGCUGCGGCAUCACAUAAUGAAUAACGCGAGCGGUGUGCAUCCGCACCACCAUCACCUGUUAAUGCGGCCCGGUAUGAUGCCGUUGGGGGACGUUUAUUCGUGCAUCAAGUGCGAGAAGAUGUUCUCAACUCCGCAUGGGUUAGAGGUGCAUGCGCGUAGGUCCCACAAUGGCAAACGCCCCUUUGCCUGCGAGCUGUGCAAUAAAACCUUUGGGCAUGAGAUUAGCCUAAGUCAACACAGAGCUGUACACAACGUAGAGAAAGUUUUCGAGUGUAAACAAUGUGGGAAGUCGUUCAAGAGGUCCUCGACGCUAUCAACGCAUCUGCUGAUACACUCGGACACAAGACCCUACCCUUGUCAGUUUUGCGGCAAACGCUUUCACCAGAAAUCCGACAUGAAGAAGCACACGUACAUCCACACAGGUGAAAAACCACAUAAAUGCUCCGUGUGUGGAAAGGCGUUCAGUCAGUCGUCGAAUUUGAUCACGCAUUCCCGGAAACACACCGGGUUCAAACCGUUUGCGUGUGAUUUGUGUGGAAGAGCCUUCCAACGCAAGGUGGAUCUCCGUCGGCAUAAGGAAACGCAACAUACGGAACUCCGGCCGAUUGUCACAUAGUGCCAGACGCUAACCGGAAGCACAAACACACUUCCGGUCACUUCGGACGGCGCAUCCGAGGGCAAUCAACAGGAACAACACAAUGGUGAACAAAUAAGGCGCAAUCUCGCCCAAUUGCAAAUACCGAACGUGUGCAAUUUGGACUCGCGGACGCCCCAAUCGCUGUUGCAUUUCCCGCCGCCGCCACAGCUGCCGCCGCCGGCGAGCUUGGCGUGUUUGAUGAACCAAUCAAGUCAGCAGUUACAAAUUCGGCCCAACUUUCAAUCCUGGAGUUAAGACGAUUUCGUAAAACCAAGAAAAAAACAAAAAAUUCUCUGUGAUUCCAAAAAUGAUGAUUAUGUGCGCGUUGUGUUUGUAUUAAAUACAAGCACAAGAUGUGUUUUUCUCUUCUUUUCGUCGCCAUGUGUAUCUAAAUCACUAAGUCAACUUAAGCAUGUAGUUAAAGUGUAAAGUAAUUUCUUAAUAACUUAAAACGUGUUAAAUGUGCAAUGUGCAAUGUUUUUAUUAUCUCUAUUUAUAAACCCAAAGCAAAAAAUAAAAACAACUCCAGUUUUAUUACAUCUUAGACAAAAAAAACAAACUCUUGAUAGUGCAAUUUUGUAAAUAUACCAAGCCUAUGUAUGAUUUUGAUUUAUCGAUUACGAAUCACGCAAUUGAAUAUUGUAUAUGAAUAUCUAUUAUCAAAGUUGUAAAUGUACAAUGUACAAAUAUUAUGAGUGUAAUAUAUUGACCAAAGAAACACGA